ACUGCAGCGCUCUGAGCCCAGUAAAAGCAGCCGCGGGAGGAGGCGGGGCUCCAGCGAGUUCCCCUUCUACCUUCCCCCACCCUUCUCUUCCAACCUCUGUUCGGCCCCCUAGCUUGAUUCCAGCCUUUGCUGCAGCUGCUCUCCAGCCGUUUCAGGACCCAAACAACCGCAGUUGCUGUUCCCAGGAUGGUGAUCCGUGUGUAUAUUGCAUCUUCCUCUGGCUCCACGGCGAUUAAGAAGAAACAGCAAGAUGUACUGGGUUUCUUAGAAGCUAACAAAAUAGGAUUUGAAGAAAAAGAUAUUGCAGCCAAUGAAGAAAAUCGGAAGUGGAUGAGAGAAAAUGUGCCUGAAAACAGUCGGCCAGCCACGGGAUAUCCCCUGCCACCUCAGAUUUUCAAUGAAAGCCAGUACCGUGGGGACUAUGAUGCCUUCUUUGAAGCCAGAGAAAAUAAUGCAGUGUAUGCCUUUUUAGGCUUGACAGCCCCACCUGGUUCAAAGGAAGCAGAAGCUCAGGCAAAGCAGCAAGCAUGAAUCUUAAACAUUCCACCUUAAGCAUCCUGAAAAAGGAGUCUCCUUGCUUUUAUAAAAUAACAAAAUUAUCUUGGCUUCAAAAGAAAUAGGCUUCAUGUUGAAAUAAUAGAUUAGUUGCUGUUUUUGCAUGCAAGCAAUCAAAAUGAAAACAUAAUUAAAAUGUGAACUUUAUGAUGAGGAGAAUGGGAGAUGAACAUAGCAUUUUAAGUAGAUGUCAUAGAAUAGUAGUAUCUGCCAAGGCAUUUUAUAUGCUUCAAUGAUUUUAAAAAGCAAACACCUUUCCCCUUUUUUGAUAUUAUUAUUGCAGCUUAAGUAUGUCUGUAGCUCUACAUUGAGGAAGUUAAAAUAAGAGAGAGAAAGAAAGAGUCUGUCUCUUAUUCCCAAAUUGCCUCAUUAAUUUUAGUGAAAUAUGUACCAUUUGAUGUGACGUUAUUGUGAGUAAAAAGUAGUUUCAAGUAGUGGUUAUAUGUCAGACAUUAUAAUUUCCUAUGGUAAUUAUAACAUUCCCAUUCUUUUGUAGUUGAAACUUCUAUGAACUGAACCACAGGUUUUCAAGGCUUCUAAAUGUAGCCUUUUAUUGCAUAUUUCAGCAAUCAGAACAGAUGACCUCCCACAAAAAAAAAUAGAUGCAUUCAGUUGAUAAGUUCCUUGCUUAACUACACAGCUAUGAUGCAAUCAUGUUUCUAAGUCGCUUGCCCCAGUGAAAUAUGCACAUGUAUGUUAUGGAACCGGGAUGGCAAGUAAGUUUAAAAUGGCAUCCUUUUGCAAAGAGCUCAGACUUUUAAUUAACUCUUAUAAAAUAGAUCAGCAUUCAUUGUCCAAGGCUGGUUUUCCUUGGGUCUUUGCUGAAAAAAUCUUAGUAGUUUCCCCCUUUUAAAACAACUGUGAUCAUGAAUGCCACUAUCUCUCAGAUAUUUGAACUUUUUGUGUUAGCUUAGGCACAUAUUGUGUGAAUACAUUAAUCUAAGAAGAGAGAAUCUUCUCUAUGCCUCUAUUCCAGUGAAUAGCACAAGUAUCAGAUAAAAGGGUCAAUUUUUAAAAUGUUAAAUUCUGAAAACUCCUAAGAAGACAGGAAACAUUAUGGCCUAAAUCACUUACCCAGAAGAUGUACAUAUUGUGCUUUAGUUUCACACCACUUUAUUACUAAAAGCAAACACCUUUUACUUUAAAUUACUUUAUCAUAUCAUUUGACGUAUGCAAGUCUGUGCUCUUUGCCAAAGUCAACGUAUAAUGAAGAUAUGGCUUUGUUUACUGAGAUUCAAACUUGAUGUGAUGCUUUAAAAUAAACUCAGUACUUUUAGAAACAUAA
Messenger RNA from Equus quagga, 1840 nucleotides. It is a transcript of the gene SH3BGRL, whose product is annotated as SH3 domain binding glutamate rich protein like. The transcript has 4 exons. Gene Ontology annotation, cellular component: cytoplasm. Lineage: Eukaryota; Metazoa; Chordata; Mammalia; Perissodactyla; Equidae. The coding region runs from base 187 to 531 and encodes 114 amino acids. The record is from RefSeq and is a predicted model, not a curated record.